AUGGCAUCUCCCAUCCAGCUGCAGUCCUCCAUCAGUGCUUCAUUUGCAUUUAAUACUACUUCCAGUGACUUGGCAAUUCCAUCGGGCUCCAGCGAGAUUUCCAUCGGUGAUUCAUUUUCUGCUUCCAGCGGUAGCACCAUAUCCUCUACCUCAUACAACGAUUCACCAUCUGUACCGGCUACAGGGAGCGCAUCCUCGGUUCCCGUGGGUCGGAUUGCCGGCGGGAUUGUUGGCGGACUCAUCGUCAUGAUCGUCGUCUCAGUGGUCCUGUUCAGACGGUUGCAAAAACGGAGCCGGGAAGAUUGCGCUGGAAGAGGGAGUGAUUGGAUGGAGGAAAUUCAUCCCUACCCUCAAGUUCCCUCCCCGGCGGCCAACAGCCGCACCCACAAAUCCUCUGGAAGAUGGAAGGCGCUGGCAACGCCGAUCCGCUCGCUCUCCCUCAGACCUUCCACCGCGCAAGCGUCACCUGCUCUCAGCGUCUCUCAAAGACCCGAAAAGCCGGCAUCCGUGGAGCACACCCAACACACCGAGAAUCCGGAGCCAUUCGUCAUUUCCAAUCCCGCUGUGAUUCCGACCUCGCAGACGCUGCCGCCGCCAAUCGCGGCUCACAGCGCGCAAGACUCCGAUCAGGAGGUAGUUCUGAUUGAGGCGUUGCAACGGGCGGUCGAUCAGCUCAACGCCCUGCGGGCGGAACGAUGCCGACAGUCGCCGCCUUCAUACGGGGAAUCCGCGAACUGA
Molecule: messenger RNA, 738 nt
Organism: Punctularia strigosozonata HHB-11173 SS5
Lineage: Eukaryota; Fungi; Basidiomycota; Agaricomycetes; Corticiales; Punctulariaceae
Exons: 1
Coding region: 1-738 (245 amino acids)
Source: RefSeq, a predicted model, not a curated record